Messenger RNA from Pocillopora meandrina, 10981 nucleotides. NCBI's taxonomy places the organism in Eukaryota, Metazoa, Cnidaria, Anthozoa, Scleractinia, Pocilloporidae. The record is from the annotation of a GenBank genome assembly.
CCUUACGUAAGUAUUUAGCGAAGUUACGGAGAUUAGGGACGGUCUGUGUUUGGGAAAUCAGUUUAAAAUUGGCUAGAGCUUAAAAUAAGUGAAUCUUUAGGGAUCAGUCAUGUCUACAGCUGAUGUAGCAGAAAAGCCCUUAGUUGGAACGGUUGAUAUCGUCCUGUUUGCUUCAGUCAUCGGCGUUUUAUUGUAUUGGUUUUGUGGACGCAAAAAGAAAGUAGAGACUGCCGCUCUCACACAGAAGUUGGUCUUAGCGUAAGUUUUCCCGAUUACCUUGAAUUUGUUUUAUUUAGGGUGCAGUGAUAUUCAAGUAUAGAUUCAUUUUGACCUUUCAUCUUGUGGCAGACAGGAAUAUGUGCAGUUUUGCUUGAGCUUAAGCCGGUUGCAAUUUACAUUUUGUGUUGUUGACAUAUGUCAUUCUUUUUAUUGGAGCACUCCUGGGAAUAUUUUAAAAACGUUUUGAGUUUACGAACUUCUGUUAAUUACUAACGCGUCGUAUGAAUUUAGGAGUAGCAGUAGAUGUAGGCUGGCACAAAUUGCUGACAAGGCUAACUGCAAUCGCACGUAAGACCUAAUUAUAGUGUUCCGUCUCCAAAUUUCAAAUUUCAGCAGCUUUUUCCUGUUUGUACAGGCCGACUACCAAGAUUUCUCAAGAUGAUACAAGUUUUAUUGGAAAAAUGAAAAAAUCUGUGAGUAAAUAUGCCAUGAUAGUGCUGUGUUGUGUUACUAUAAAUAUUAAUUUACUGUUGUGGAAAUAUGUAUUAAAUUCUGCUUGCUUUCUAGGGAAAAUCAUUAGCAAUCUUCUAUGGUUCGCAAACUGGGACAGCAGAAGAGUUUGCCGGCCGCUUAUCAAAAGAUGCUCAACGUUAUGGAUUAAAAGCUCUUGUCUUGGACCCUGAAGAAUGUGACAUAGUAAGUUUAAAAUAAUAUUUGAGAAACACGUUUUGGUGAGCUAACAUUUUUACAGAGCCACUUACUCCAAUGAUCUGAUCGUUUAUUCUCCCUGAACAUUUCCUUGUAAAUUAGUUACAAGAAUAUUUGGGUUAGAUGGAGAUAACAACUUCUACCUGAUAAGUUUGAGUAUUCUCAUAACCUGUUUGCUGGAUAAUGUGUGGAUAUUAUAGGGAGAAGUUACAUGUAAAUCACUUCCGGAAUUUAAAGAGUAAAGAAAUUCACCCUUCCUGAUAUUUUCAAUGAUAAGUUCAUUUUAAAUGAUAAGUUCAUUUUAAAUGAAUAUGUUUGUUUUUAUAGGAGGAACUUGCACGCAUGGGAGAAAUAGAGAAUUCAAUGGCGAUAUUUGUUAUGGCUACAUAUGGUGAAGGAGAUCCUACAGAUAAUGCUCAGGAGUUCUAUGAAUGGUUACAGAAUGACAGGGAUGACCUGGAUUGCCUUAGUUAUGCAGUAAGCAUCUGAAGGAGAACAAUAAUUGUCAAACACAAUUGAUAAGGAUACCAUGGGAACUAUAGAAUGUGACCAUGAUUAGAGGGUGUACAUUUCAGGCUGUGUGUAUUACAGUUGAACCUCGAUUAUCUGGACUUUUCCUCUGGCCCUAAUUUUGUUAUGAAUAUUUAUUGGUCAUGAUCAAGAUUCGUAGCCAUAUUCUUUUUAAAACUACAGUGUUGAAAAGUGAAGUAAAGGGAAGUUUGUUUUGCUUUCAAAAAUAAAAAGCAGCCCUCGGUUUGAUUGGCUUAGAGUUUCUUUGUUGUUAAGUGAGAUUUCAAGCUCUAUUAGCUCGUUUGGUAUGUUAUGCAAGAUAAACAAGCUACACAGCAUCACAAAUGUUUGUUCCUCACAAAUAUUCGUAUUCUUGAUUAUCGGGUCACUUGAUUAUCAGGACUAUUUGGUCCAGUCCCAAUGAGAGCAGAUAAUGAGGUUCGACUGUAUGCACCUGUUGAUGGUUUGCCUCGGGAUGAGGAGGGGGAGGGGAAUUGACAUUUUCAAGUUUUCAAAAUCAAUUUUCUUACUCAUAGGUAUCCAUUAUAUAUUGAAAUUCCAUUCCCAGGGUCCAAAGAGAUUGUAUACCAAUUUCAAUAAACAAAUUUUGUAGGGUAACUUCUAAGAUGGCAAGUGACUUCGAUUUCCAGUUUCACCCAGCCUUUCAAGAUGGCAGCCAGGUCAAAUUCCUGACCCUGAGGUGGUACAUAAAUACCAAAAUUCCUACUCAGGGGGCCCUCUUGGUCAAUUUCCUGUGGGUGGCCAAUCUCCCCUCCCCCUCAUAUCUUGGCGCAAACCACUGAUAGUUGCAUUGAUCAAGCUAAUUAUAUAAAAAAAACUGAAAUAAUGUAUAAAAUGAAAAGAGCAGACCUGCAUGUUUUUGUUGGAAAUGGGAGGAUGGUUGAUUUUUAGAGAAAAAUCUCUCAGAUUCCUCGUCAAGUCAAGGAACACUUAACAAAUGGAUUUUAAGAAUGAAUAAAAAGAUGGGAGAGAUUUUCUAGGUUAAGGAAAAGUUCUGCUAGUUAACUGUUACAAGUGGUUUUAUUAGUUCAUUAAUCUAGCUAGUCUGUUCCUAAUUAUUUUUCUGAAUAUUAGGUCUUUGGCCUUGGUAAUAAAACCUAUGAACAUUACAAUGCAAUGGGGAGAUUUGUGGACAAACGGCUGGAAGAGAUGGGGGCUGUAAGAGUAUUUGAGAAGGGAGAGGGAGAUGAUGAUGGAAAGUAAGUUCAAAAGAGAGCAGAAAGUUAUCCUUGCAUACAAAUUUAUACAUGGGGGGUGCUAGUAAACUAGUUACUACCAAUUUUAUUCUGUUCUAGAACAAAAAUAACAAAUCGUCAGGCUCUGAGGCCUUUUGUCCCUUAGGUUAGCUAAUAAUGUUUUUAUUUUUUUCAUAUUUUCUAAGUUUGGAAGAAGACUUUGUACGAUGGAGAGAAGCAUUCUGGCCUGCAGUUUUAAGCAAAUAUAACAUUGAUGUCAGAGAAAUCAAGAGGUACAUUUCUACUAGAACAAAUUUGUUUGUUAUGUCUGUAAUAUUAUACUUUUUUUUGUUUUUUGAGAUUUUUUUUUUUGGGUGACGCUUUUCAGUGUGAGGGUUAUGAGAUGUGCUCUCUGGUAGCAGUUGCACCUCAUUGCCCAAGAUGACUCAUGACUCUGGGGGUAACCUUUUGAUCCUUUGAAAAAUCGAAAAACUGUCAAAUAUGUCUUAGGUGCCAAGUACCACAAAAUCGUCAAACUCCAGAUAUCUUUAAUUGGGAGAUGUUUGAUUCAGCAGAAACAGCCCUGACCCCAAACCCCCUCUUAAAAAUGGGAAAACGAUAUACUUUAUCUGACAUAACUUAUGUGUGUAAUUUAUAUUUUUCAGGAGACUAUCUUCUUGCAUUGAUCGACAAUUCAGACUUGAAGUUCUUAAGGAUUUUCCAGAGGACAAAAUUUAUACUGGAGAAAUGAAUAAACUGAAAUCGUACAUCACUCAAAGACCGUAAGUGCAGACAGGAAAUUGGUCAUAAUUUUGUUGCAGUCUGUUCUUAAAUGAUGAGCUUGAUGUUAGAGUUUAUGGCUCAAAGCUUAUGGAUAAUCUGUUCUUGUUUUCAGGCCCUUUGAUGCUAAGAACCCAUUCAUGGCUAAGGUUCUAGUGAAUCGGGAACUGCACAAAGCUGGUGAACGAUCCUGUAUGCACAUUGAACUUGAUAUCACUGGCUCCAAGAUCAAGUAUGUUUUCUAUCAUAAACCUGUACAUGCAUUUUUUAAGAUAUGUGUUCCCCUUUUUGCUCUUAUACAUGAAAGCCUAUUGUUAUAAAUGACUAUUAGUUGCUAUGGGAUAAAGCAAAGGUAUUCCUUCCAAACCCAUAUUGGCAGAUCAAUGAAGCCAACAGUCAGUAUUAGGGUUAGAGUGGUCAGAAAGAGGCCAUGAAUGUGCAAACUCCUUCAUAGAAUGUGUUGCUCUCUUGCUCUCCUUGGCAUGUUCUUAAUUAGAAUGUGUUAUUCAACCAAGGUAUGAUGCGGGAGACCAUGUUGCUGUUUAUCCCAUGAAUGAUCCAGAACUUGUGGAGAAACUAGGAAACCUCUUGAAUGUGGAUCUUGACGCAGUGGUUUCACUGAACAAUACAGAUGGUGAGAAGUUAAUGAAUAUACAACUACUGAAAUUCUAUCAAAACUCCUUGUCACCUUUGCUUUCUUUGGUUCCCAGCAUUGAUCAACACAAUUGAAUUCAGUCAAAAGUUUGUUUUCCAUAAUAAAAAGUGACACUACUGCUUUAGUAGUACUUUUCAGUAAUCCUUUGUACCCUAACAUCAGAAUGGAUAUUCUCCUUAAUGUUCUCCAUACAUUCUUGAGGUGCUGACAAGGAGAAUUUGUUUGACAUUUGUGAACAUUUCCUUUGUUCUUGUGACCCUAAUGUGUGAAUCAGGGGUGAUAUUGUAAGGAGAAAUUAGAUGCUAGUCUUUGUUAAGGGUCAAGGGAUGAUCUUUGUGGCUCAUGCGAUCAAGCAAAGUACAGGGCGUGAAAUUAAUUUUUUUUUUCUGAAAGCCACUUGGCUCCUAAAUUCUUCAAAGUGGUAGCCAAUUCGAAAAAAGUUAGUCGCCACUUCCAAAGACAAACAAGACCUUUUUUACGCUGUCAGCGUUCUAGAUAGACCCUCCAAAAUUAAGUUAAGGAAAAGAUCUUUCACGUGCUACAAGUGGACACUAGGAUGGAUGGUAUACAACGUUCAAGCUCACAUUAAUCCAAGAUGGCGUCUAGUUAUCGAUCGAGAUGCAUGUGCUGCGUUUUGGAAACCAACUUAACGAGGAAGUUUGCCGCGGAUUUAUCUUUGCAAAUCUUUUUAAUUCACUAUAUCUCUUGGUAAAGUUAUGAUGAAACAUUCUAGUCGCCAAUUUGGCGGCUAAUUUUCAGGAUUUGGCAGUCAAAGUGGAAAAAUUUAGUCGCAUUGGCGCCUGUAUUGGGCGUAUUUCACGCCCUGAAGUAGGAUUGAAAGUUAACUCCCGUAGUUUUUCUAGAAAGAUAAAAAUACUUUGAUGAAGCAAAAUUGUUGACUAAAACUCUCCUAGUGCUAAAAUUGUUUUUUAUUUAUUCAAAGUGUUGCAGUGCUGGUAAAUUUUAUUUUUUAUUCUCUAUAUCAAGUUUAAAGUUACAUGUCUCGAGAAUUCUCCCCUCUAGCUGCGAUAUGUUCCCUUGUAAAUUAGUUACAUGAAUUUGUUGUUAGGUCAAGAAAAUAACUUUUACCUGAUAAGUUUGAGUAUUCCUAUUACCUGUGUGAUGGAUAUUGUAAGAUAUAUCAAAGGGAGAACUAAGAUGUUAAUCACUUCUUGGAGUUAAAGGAUGAAGACACAUGCCCUUGACUAACUAAGCAAAUAUCUUUGCCCAUUCUAAAGAUAAGUUAUCAUGUACUCAUAGGCAUGCUAAGAACUUGUCAGAAAGAUUAAUGACUGAGCGCUCUUCCUUCAACCAACAUAUCUGAUACUUGUAGUAUCAGAGGGAGAACAUUGAGGCCAACAUCUUCAUGGAUCGUUUUUAGGCAGGAAAGUCUUAUGAUAUCAUAGCCUUUGAGAUUUAAUUUCAAGGGUUACGAAUCAUUGGAUUAUCAGCCUUAAGACACUGGGAAAGAGAAUCAUUUAAAUAGUCUAUUGUGGUCUAAGAUUAUCUUAUACCCCUGCUGGUAUAUCUUUACAAGCACAAAUAUUUUGACAGACAUCUUUAUGUGCAGUUGUGGGUUGUAAGAUGCAGCAAUGUCAUAUCCUUUAAAUUGAUUUGAAGGCAUAUGAAAUUGCUGCGUCUUACAGUCCUCUCUAAAAUUGCAAUUUUGUUACUUCUUGCUUGUUUGAUAUUAUUUGUUUGCAUUUAUGACACCCCUGCUAGUAUAUCUUUACGAGCCCAACUAUUUUGAAGGAUCUUUAUGUGCAGUUGUGGGUUGUGAGAUGCAGCAAUGUCGUAUCCUUUUAAUUUAUUUAAAGGCAUACGAAAUUGCUUCGCUUUACAACCCUCUCUAAAAUCUCAAUUUUGUGACUUCUUGCUGGUUUGAUAUUACUUGUUUGAAUUUAUGAGCAAAAAACUUCCGAGAUUUCCUCCCCCUUUCCUUGAUACUACUUGCAGCCUCCCUGUCAAAUCCUCAUUGCAGAUAGCAAAUGGAUGGAGUAUUGUAACAGAUGGAUUCCAUGUUGCUGUGCAUCUGUUCAGUAAUAGAUCUCAGAUGAUGUCAAAUUGCAUUAAGAACAAAAGAGUGGCAUGUGAAGCACAGCUGAGUGUGUCACUGGUGUUAUUACCACAUUUUCACAUUUUCUGUCAUCUGUUAUGGUACAGACCCAUGGCAAAAUGGAAUCUACUCAUUUUCCAUGAUAAAAAAGCAAGAUGUUGUGGACCCUUUUUAACUCCCAAGAUCUUAUUAGUAAUUCUCCUUAUUGUCAGCCAUAUAGUUCUUGUGAUGUUUUUGUGGAGAAUUUGGUAUUGGAUUAACUAAGAAUCCCCUAUUUGUAAUUAAUAUUUUUCUUUAUUCUCAUUACUUGUCUGCUUGAUAUUGUUUUGAUUUUGUGAGGAGAAAUUCUGUCUUGGUCACCCAUGGGAGUUAAAGGGUUAAUGGUAAUGUCAUAUAUAGGUUAUGGUAACAUUAUUUAUACAAACAAUAACCUUGCUGUAAUUGUUUAUGUUUCAGAGGACUCACCUAGGAAACAUCCUUUUUCUUGCCCCACAACAUAUUUCACUGCACUGCUGCACAUCAUCUAUAGGUUAAUGGUAAUGUCAUUUACACUCAAUAAACUUGCUGUGAUUCUUAUGUUUUCAGAGGACUCACCUAAGAAACAUCCUUUUCCUUGCCCCACAACAUAUCGCACUGCCUUGCUGCACUAUGUAGACAUUGCCAGUGUAGUAAAGACUCACGUGUUGAGAGAACUAGCAGAAUAUGCCAAGGAUUUUGAGCACAAGGAGUUCCUCAUGAACAUUACUGAUACAACAGAGGAGGCAAAGGUAGUUUUUCUUUUUUUCACACCUUUGAAUGAAUUGUAAUCAUCCCUUGAUUACACCUUAUACAAAUUCUCCAUGCUGUUCUUUUUACAAAGGGAAUUUGUUUAACAGUCAAGAUCUUUUGUUGUUGGUGAUCAUUUUGUUUAUUCUUGUGACCUUAAUGUGUGAUUCAGGGGUGAUAUUGUAAGGAGAAAUUAGAUGCUAGUCACUCUUAGGGCCAAAGAGUUACAAGGUUGUAAGGAUUACUCAUUCAUUAUUUGACUGAGGUGUAUCCUACACCUCCAUUCAUACAAUAAAAAAUGUUUUGGUGUUUGACUGGGAAAUGUUAAACCUACUUGCAUUCAUUCAGCCUUUACUUAUAGUGAAUAAAGCUAAAUAGAAAUAGUUGAUUGCUUGCAAAGGUUGAAAAGGUAUUUGUAAAAUUUUUAUUUCUCAAUAGAAACAAUAUCAAGAUUGGGUUCUUACUCCACACCGGCAUGUUGUAGCUGUCUUAGAAGAUCUUUCCUCUCUCAAGCCACCUCUUGAUCACUUGUUGGAGCUUUUACCUCGAUUGCAGUGCCGUUACUACUCGAUAUCAUCAUCACCAAAGGUAAAAUAGCAAACAUUUGCAUUUGAAGUACUUAUCAUUAGUAGAGAUUGUCUCUAUUAAGUUGGUGAGCGUAAUAGUAUUUGCAUUAUGUUAACAUACAAUUUUCAUUGUAUUGAUGUUAAAGUUACAUGUAUGUUUAUGGGGGGGAAGGGGUGGGUGAAAGAGAAUUGUAGUCAUUUCGCACCUACCUUACAUAACAUGGCUUGGGCAUGUACUUUCUGAUAUGUACCUUUUAAAAAAGUAAUGCUUGCCAAAUUGUAUAUAGUAGACAUUUUUUUCAAGAAUAACUUGCUAUUGCAAUUGAGGACUUGAGCUAACCUGCAAAGUUUGCAUGUUAAUUUUCUUGUAGAUGUAUCCCACCUCAAUUCACAUCACUGCUGUACUUGUAAGGUGGAACACAUCCACUGGUCGAGUACAGAAAGGUGUUGCUACUAACUGGCUUGCCACCAAGAAGCCUCAGGGUAAUGUAAAAUAAACCAUAUUAUUAUUUAAUGGAUUAAAGUCUAGUUGUGAGAAACACUGAAAAGGUGUAGGGUUGAAAAGAGUGUAAAAGUGCUCAAGCACUCUAACGUGGUUGGUUAUACUACCUUAGUGACUAUCUUACCAAGUGUCAAAAGUCCAUUAUCAAGAUCAUCACAAUUCCUUUAGUUAUUGACAGAAUUUUUUCUUCUAAGCCUUGGAUACUUCAAACGUUUUUCUAAACUAACUGAUUUCCAGAACAUGCCAAAAGUUAAAACCUUUCAAAAACAUUAUUGUUGGAAAAUUUCUGAGAAACAUCUCUCUCCCCAAAUCUGAUACCAUUUACUCUAUGCUUACAAACAAAAUUGUUAUUUUGUUGCAGACCUGGAAAAUGUUUGUGUACCUAUCUUUGUUCGUAAAACACAGUUUCGUCUACCAUUCAAAUCAGUGACCCCUGUUGUCAUGGUGGGCCCUGGAACUGGCUUUGCUCCUUUCAGAGGAUUUAUACAGGAUAGGCAUGUCCAGAAACAGAAUGGUCAGUAACUUGUUGCUCUAUGCUGGAAAGGAACGUUUAGUUGGAAGAAAGAUUAACCCUUUACACCCUAACAUCAGUAUGCAUAUUCUCCAUACUGUUCUCUAUACAUUUCUUAAGGUGCUGACAAGGAGAAUCUGUUUAACAAUCAAGAGCUUCCUUAGUUGGUGAUCAUUUUCUUUAUUCUUGUGACCUUAAUGAGUGAUUCAGGGGUGAUACAGCAAGGAGAAAUUAGAUGCUUAUCACUCUCAGGGUAUAUAGGGUUAAUGAACACCUACUAUCAGGUCAGGGCUGUGGACUCUGGAGCAAGAGCUCUGGGUUCAUGGGAGUGAAAGGGUUAGCCUGACCUUCUUAGACAAUGGAGUAACUGUCUUCAGUUGAUUAUGAUUUUGUUAUGCAUAGACUGUUAGUUUUCAGUUGGUUAGAAACAAUCAACUUAAUGCUCCCAGACAUAGAGAUUAUAUAAUUUUGUUUGUCUAGUGAGUUGCAUCAGUCUUCGUGAUGUGAUAUACAGCUGUAUUUGCUACACUCUGUCAUGACAACUGCAAGGUUAAAAUCCAUCUUUAACAGUUGCUUAAUGGUUUAUCGUGGGAACUAUCACCAAAAACAAUUCAACUGAUCAUAUUGAAUGAUUAGCCCUUUCACUCCCAAGAUCUGAUUGUUUAUUUUCCUCUCCAGCUGCUACAAAUAUCCUUGUAAAUUAGUUACAAGAAUUUGAUGUUGGACCAAGAUAAAUUAUUUUUGAUUAGUUUGAGAAUUCUCAUUAUCUGUUUGCUGCAUAAUGUAUAGAUAUUAUGGGAAGAAGUUACAUGUUAAUAACUUAAAAUUGGAAGUUUAGGGGUUAAUUAGAUAUGUCUGUCUUAAGACUAUGUUAACUGAGGAAGUGGCAACCUUUUUUCUUCAGGAAAACAAAUUGGUGACAUGGAGUUGUUCUUUGGCUGCCGCAAAAAAAGUGAAGACUACAUCUAUGAGGAUGAGCUGUCAUCAUAUACACAAGAUGGUACCAUUUCAAAAUUGCAUGUGGCUUUUUCCAGAGAUCAGGUAAUUUCUUAUUAUGGUGCUGUCUAUUGUCUUAUGUCGAUUAGGCUAAUUUACCUUACACAAACUCAUUAGAGGUAUUUAAACUGCUACAUCACAACGUCAGUAUACAUAAUUAUUCUCCAUACUCUUCUCUAUACAUUUGCUAAGGUGCUGAUAAGGAGAAUUUGUUUUGUAAGCAGAGCCUCUUUAGUUGGUGAUCAUUUCCUUUAUUCUUGUGACGUGAUUGUUUGAUUCAAGGGUGAUAUUGUGAGGAGAAAUUAGAUGCUAGUCACUCUUACGGGUCAAAAGGUCAAAGAACAAGACUGGUUGCUUAUCCUCAUAUGCUGAGUGCGGCUAAAGAGAGCAGCUUGGUGUAAUGUUUUUUUCAUUUUGUUUUUAUGUUAUAUUUACAGGAGAAGAAGGUCUAUGUUACCAAUCAAAUGACAGAGAAUAAGGAGAAUAUUUGGAACAUAUUAAAUAGUGGAGGCCACAUCUAUGUUUGUGGGUAAGGAACUUUUAUUUGAGUUCGAGAAAAAGCAAAUCAACUCAAAAUGAAAAAUCAGCAAAUCAAAGUACUGUAAUUCUAAGAAGUUGGACCUGAUGUCAAAGCUUUUUUUAUAUAAAUAGACCACACAAAUUUGGGAAUCAGUUGGAGUUGGGUACAAUUUUGAAAACAAAAUGAUUUUCCUCUUUAAAGCAACAAACUAUGAAUAACUGAUGACAAGAGAAGAUUUGAUAAAAACUACCAAAGACAAUCCAUGGUAACUUUUCUCAGCUCAAGCUUGCAUUGGUGAAAUUACACUUACAAAGAUUGGCCAAUGAAAGGAGCAUUUUAGGGUGUUAUUUCAAAUUAUAUGUAUAGUAAUUUACAGAUCUCUAUUAUUUGUUAUUAGUUAUUAUUAGUAUUUAUAUAUUUCUAUUAUUAUAAGUUAUUACACAGGAAUUUUGAUUGGUUCUUACUCAUGAUCUAUGGGAGGACAGAUGCAUAGAUAAUCUCACCAUUAAAAACAAUUUUCUUUUUUCAUCAUAUGAAACAAAUAGAGUCAAUGUUGCAGUGGCUCUGUUCAGUAAUUUAUCACACAAGACAUCAAUAUUUAGUGAGAAUGUCAAUGACACAUUUAGCUCUGUAUGGUGUGCUACCCUUCUGUUCUUGCCACAUUUUGAUGUCAUAUUUGACCUAUAAAACAGACAACACGCUAUCUAUUUUUUUCAUUAAAGAAGGGUUUGUUGAGUUAGUUUGAUUUUAUGGUAUAAGAGUAAUGCAUUAGACACACCAAGAUGUAAGUAAUUUGGGAAAAAAUAGGAAGUACAUGAUCAACAGUUUAACUAUUCGACUUCUUUAUUUUAGUGAUGCUCGAAACAUGGCACGUGAUGUGCACAACAUACUGCUGACAAUCAUCAAGGAAAAUGGUAGCAUGUCUGAAAAUGAGGCAGCUGAUUAUGUAAAGAAACUCAGUGCAAAGGGAAGAUACUCGGUCGAUGUUUGGAGCUAA